AUGGCUUUCGGGCAUCAUCUACCAGCCGAAAGAUGGAGCGACUCAAAGACAUUGGAGGUGAUACAGCAGCGCGAUAUUGGACGAUGCUGGAAACCGCGGGGCAUGGGCGAUUUUGCCGUGGGGCGGCGCAUGGCAUCCCCGUCCGGAUCCGAUCCACGCAUGCAGAAUGAUAGCAAUGUUCCGACGAUCGUCCGCGGCCAAGACCUGGUGCGGCUUGCUGGCCCGGGUAAUGUUAAUUUCGAGAAUAUCGAAUGGGUGGGCUACGCAGGAGUACGUGACGCAACAACAACCUCCAUGCCGGCGCGGGAGCCAGGAGAUCCAGCCUUGCCCUCCUGGCGGGAAAUGGUUGAGCUCCGGUAUGGUUUCUCGCCUCAGGUGUGGGGAACAGGUGUGGGUCAGGAGGCUGCAAAAGCAGUCAUGCAAUGGGCAGUCCGUGAGAGGGGGGUGUUACGGUUUAUUGCUGAGACGGAGAGGGAAAACGAGAGGAGUGGAAAGGUUUUGAAGAAGCUUGGGUUUGUUCCAAGUGGGACGGACUAUUGGAAGGAGCCUAGUGAGCUGGAAUGGGAGUGUAUUGUAGACCCUGCCAGGUGA
This is a messenger RNA of Aspergillus candidus, 591 nucleotides long. Its product is annotated as GNAT family N-acetyltransferase. The transcript has a single exon. NCBI's taxonomy places the organism in Eukaryota, Fungi, Ascomycota, Eurotiomycetes, Eurotiales, Aspergillaceae. The record is from RefSeq and is a predicted model, not a curated record. Gene Ontology annotation, molecular function: acyltransferase activity, transferring groups other than amino-acyl groups. The coding region runs from base 1 to 591 and encodes 196 amino acids.